This is a messenger RNA of Lucilia sericata (common green bottle fly), 1335 nucleotides long. Its product is annotated as homeobox protein unc-4-like. The transcript is spliced from 4 exons. Lineage: Eukaryota; Metazoa; Arthropoda; Insecta; Diptera; Calliphoridae. The record is from RefSeq and is a predicted model, not a curated record. Gene Ontology annotation, biological process: regulation of DNA-templated transcription. Gene Ontology annotation, molecular function: DNA-binding transcription factor activity, RNA polymerase II-specific; sequence-specific double-stranded DNA binding. The coding region runs from base 1 to 1335 and encodes 444 amino acids.
AUGGUCAUGGAUCAACUGCUCGAACGUCAAUUGUUGCAGCAUUUAAGCAACGGCUUACUCUCCGUCGCUUCCGCCCAACGUUUAGCUCCUCCACUUAAUAGCAGUUUAAGUAAUAUUUUGCCCUCCACCUCGGCUUUAAAUUUGUAUGCAGCCACUACAGCUGCUUCUAAUUUACGUGUACCGCCAUGGGCGCCUUUCUUACAACUGCCCCACCAUGUUAAUGCUGGUAUACAUACCACACGUCAGCGUUUAUUAAACAGUUCCUCUGCUCAAACUGCUGACUCUGGUUUAUUUCACGCCUGUUCUCCAAUUGGUGCUGCUCAGCAGCAUCCGCCUAAAGUUAUGGCAACUGCUGUUUUGCCAUUUUGUACUAGCAUUUUAAAGGCUCAGUCAACGACCAAUAUUUUGCCACUUGUAGCUGCAGCACCACAACAGCAGCCUCAACAGCCACAAGCAAAGCUUAAUUUAAAUUUGCCAAAGACUAAUUUGCAACAUGCUAAACACAAUGUUGUACCACAAGGACCUCCAGCUGCCGACGGCAAUGUAUCGAAUGAUGAUGAUGAAUCCCUUUGCAAUGAAGAUGAUUAUGAUGAAGACAACGAAAGCAACAGUUCUAAACGAAGACGAAACCGUACAAAUUUCAACUCAUGGCAACUAGACGAACUGGAGAGAACUUUUUUAACAAAUCAUUAUCCAGAUGUUUAUAUACGUGAGGCUCUAGCAUUACGUUUGAAUCUCAAGGAGAGUCGUUUAGCGGUGUGGUUUCAAAAUCGAAGAGCUAAAUGGCGUAAAAAAGAAAACACCAAAAAAGGACCAGGAAGACCUGCACAUAAUGCUCAUCCUCAGACUUGUUCGGGUGAUCCCAUACCAUUAAAAGAAUUAAAACACAAAUUAAGAGUACAAAAACUCAAGCGAAUUGACAAAGCCAUAGAAAGACAAGCGAGGAAACUACAUUCUAAAGGAAUCGAUGUCAACUGGGAGCAAUUGAAAUCAGACUACUUAGCUCAGCAUGGUAUAAAUGCUCAAAGUGCAACAGAUUCAGAAAGUGAUGACAAUGAAGAUAUCCAAAUUGAUGUUGUGGGCGGUACUGAGAACACUGUUAAUAGCAAUUUUUCAACUGAUUGCAGUAAUUCUAUAGGUUCUAGUGAAGAGAAAACUCUCAAUUUAAUUGAUAACAAAAACGAGUUAUGUGAGCUGAAAGUAAAGCCGUUGGUGUCCUGUAAAAAUUUUCUAUUUAAAAAUGAUAUAAAUGAACAUGUGAAAAUUGAGAACAAUAAACAUAUAAAACGUCUGAAUUCAUUUAGUAUAGAAUCCCUAUUAAAUAGCAAAACAUGA